AUGGCAUUCUACACUUUGGCCCCAAACAUUCAUGUCCUUGCCAGAGGAGUGGCCACAAUCCUGUACAAGUCAUUUGGGGUCCCUGGAAAACAACGUCCCCCACCAACCGUGAAAUACACUGAGGCCCUGGAGCUCGUGUUUAGCAUGUUCGAUACUUCCAUGUACACAGGUGGGAUCCCCAGACUGCUCCGCCUGUUCAUUCUAAAAUCCUGGUGAGAAUUCUGCGGGUCCUGGGAUAGACUCUUAAGAUUCAGCCAGAUUCAUGUUGACAACAAAUUGAGGGACAUACAGUGCCAAGUGGACUGAGGACAGAGAGUGAAAGAGGGAUCAUUCACUGACCUCUUUCUUAGUCAGGAGCUGACGCCAGAGGAAAUCUCUGCCAACAUGACUGAGAUGCUGCUGGCCAGCGUGCACACAGAUUUGUUUCAUGAGACGUCCUUCACGUUAUCUUGGGCUGUGUAUCCCCUGGCAAGGCACGCAGAAGUGCAGCAGACUAUGUACUGGGAGAUGGCUAAAAAUUUGGGGGAAAGGCGUGUUCCAACCGCAGCAGAUGUCCCUAAAGUGACACUGGUCAGAGCGCUCCUGAUGGAAAUCCUGAGGCUGUUUUCAGUGCUGCCAGGGAAUGGCCAGGCCACCCAGGAAGACCUGGUUGUUGGUGGGUAUCUGAUUCCCAAGGGGACCCAGCUGGCCCUUUGUCACUAUGCCACAGCCUAUGAAGAUGAGGGCUUCUCCAGGGCCAAGAAAUUCUGGUCAGAGCUCUCGUUGUGGAAAGGAAUCAUGGACCGAGCUGACAAUUUUGGUUCCAUGGCAUUUGGCUAUAGGGUUCUCAGCUGUAUCGCGUGGAGGAUUGCAGAACUAGAGAUCCACCUCAUGAUCCUACUGCUUCAACAUUUUGAGAUCAAACAUCUUCUCGGAUUAAAAAAAUUCAUGAAAAAAACCCAUGGACCUUUGGCUCCUGGGGAGCCCAUCCAUGUGCACUUUGUUAGCAGAAGGUAG
This is a messenger RNA of Trichechus manatus latirostris (Florida manatee), 996 nucleotides long. Its product is annotated as cytochrome P450 27C1. Gene Ontology annotation, cellular component: mitochondrial inner membrane. Lineage: Eukaryota; Metazoa; Chordata; Mammalia; Sirenia; Trichechidae. The record is from RefSeq and is a predicted model, not a curated record. Gene Ontology annotation, biological process: cortisol metabolic process; C21-steroid hormone biosynthetic process; cellular response to peptide hormone stimulus. Gene Ontology annotation, molecular function: monooxygenase activity; oxidoreductase activity, acting on paired donors, with incorporation or reduction of molecular oxygen; iron ion binding. The transcript has 7 exons.